Thalassophryne amazonica is the source of this 1473-nucleotide messenger RNA. RefSeq names its product oxidative stress responsive serine-rich 1 (gene oser1). Gene Ontology annotation, biological process: cellular response to hydrogen peroxide. The transcript has 4 exons. Lineage: Eukaryota; Metazoa; Chordata; Actinopteri; Batrachoidiformes; Batrachoididae. The coding region runs from base 409 to 1290 and encodes 293 amino acids. The record is from RefSeq and is a predicted model, not a curated record.
CUUCUCGUUGCUAGGUAACCCUCUCCCAAGAUGGCAGUCGAAAGUAUCGAGGGAACAGCAGUCUGUCCGCUCUACUAACUGUAGUCUGUCUGUUUGUGUCCUGCGCGUUGUUGUUCGGCUGUAAACAAGGAUAACUUAGCAAAUAGGUGUUGUAUUUCUGUUGAAUCUUUGCACUUUUUGUUCAGAUUCUGUGCUGGGUAUUGGACGGUUUUUGUGUUCGUUGUCAGGCUGUCUCAGAGUAGUGUUUUUAAGCCGUAACUGUCGUGUUUUGGACUGAAACGAGCGUACAUAGUUACAGCUAGCCUCUUGAACUAGCCACAGUUAGCUGAGCCGACUAAUACAUUUCCGAAUAAAACUUCGCAUAUCCUGGAAACAUUUCCAUUUUCAGCGAUUAGGACGUUCCGAACAAUGGGUGGCUGGUCAAAGGGGCCUCGUGCUGCCAUGGAUGCAGGAAGUAGUGACGGUGAAGAGUCACUGCAGAUAGCAUUUAAAAAGUUGAAGGUUGACCCUGAGAGUUUACCAGGGGUUGUGAGUGUUUCAGAGCCAAGAGUGAAUCCAUGGUCCUCUCAUGACAGCAGCAGCGUGAAGCCAAAACUCAGCUCCCCUAAAGACAACAGGCGUGGGUGCAUGAGGAAAUCCUCUAGAGGAGUGUCCAGAAACCAGAGGCGUCGGAGGUCCAAGUCCCCGAUUCUUCGUUCCCCGAUUUUCACUUAUUGCAGCACCAUGGAAACCUCUGCAGUGUCUGCCCAUGCUGGAGGUGUCUCAGCCCAGAAAGUGCUCUUUUCUUCAGGAAUCCCAGGCUGUUCUGGAGCUGGAAUGUCUUCAACAUCCUUACAGGAGGUUCCUUGUGGCAUUAAUCCCGUGACACCAACAUUCACACAUUCACUCAGUUCCACAGAGGAACAUACCCGUGAGGGGGCAGGACCACCUCAGAAACCUGAACCUGCUGGAUUUACAGACUUAGGGAAACGCUAUAAUUCUGAGAGGGAAGAAGAUAAACCACCUGCAGGUCAGUGCCUACACCAGCAUCCAGUGCAGGAGGUGAAGGAUGUUUUCUCCUUCACGGGGCUCCACAAUGCCCUCUCAUGUGAGCGGACGCUCCCAAGCUACGAGGACUCUUCUAGGACUCACAGCACGGCCGCGUUGGCCCCGUCGCUGUCUCGCUCGUGCUCGGAGCAGGCGCGCGCCUGCGUGGACGACUUCAAUAUAGAGGACCUCUGUGGCUACAUGGAGUAUUAUCUGUACAUCCCCAAGGAAAUGUCCACCAUGGCUGAGAUGAUGUACACAUAAAAACAAACCAGAAGGACAAAAAAGACAGACAGAGAGAGAGACUAUAUGAAAUAAGGAAAGUAUUAAUGUCGAAUUCUUUCAGUUUUUGGGAGAAGGAUGAAAACAAGGUGUUGGUCUUGUGUAGAAAUAUGGAUCACACAAGAAUAAAUUCAAACGUACAAAAUAAACAGGUCUUUUAUCGGA